Cajanus cajan (pigeon pea) is the source of this 3907-nucleotide messenger RNA. NCBI's taxonomy places the organism in Eukaryota, Viridiplantae, Streptophyta, Magnoliopsida, Fabales, Fabaceae. The record is from RefSeq and is a predicted model, not a curated record.
AUGAAAAUAAUUUGUGAUGUGAACAGAAGGAAGUUUUGAUGUGGAUUCGUGGUUUUUAUUUUUACCAUACAUUCUUUUGUUUUUUUUUUUUUCCGCUCUUUUUUAAUGGCAUACCUUAUGUUGAUUAUUUAUUUAUUUAUUUUAUUGUGGGCUGGUUUUGGUGAUGUAGAUUCCUGAUAUAUGCAAGAGAUCUUUUGUUUGUUUGGGACUCUGUUGGGAAUAAGAAUAAUUUUCAUCUGUUUUUUUUCUUUCAUGUUGUAAAAUUUUUGAAUGCUUUUGUGACAAGGUUUUAACUUUAUUCAUUCUGUUUGAUAUGAUUCUGAUUCUGGAUUUUAUUCAGAUCUGUUCCAUUGCUUAAAUUUUGCUGGAAUAUUCGCUUGGCUUUUUAUUUACUUUGUGGGUUGAGUAUUCUGCUGUCCUACCUAUGCUUGUUUUUUAUCUUCAUGUUUGGUUUGUGACGAUGUUUAAGUUUAUCUAUGCCGGAGGUAUGAUAUUAUUACUAAUAUUAUUACUAGAGGGGUUGAAGCACUUCGUUCCUCUAAUAAUUAUAUACAAACAUAAUAUUAGAAAGUUGUUUGUAAUUAUUCAAAGAAAAUAUAAGUUUUUUUUUACUUUUUUAUAUUGAGGACUAUAAUAGUCCGAUAAAAGUAGAGACCAAUAAAAGUAGAGACCAAAAGCAGUUACAUAUUUUUGUAUUCCCUUUAUAAUAGGUUUAGAUUAUUCUUAUGAUGAUGAUUUAUUAUUAUUAUUAUUAUUAUUAUUAUUAUUAUUGAUGCUGUUGUUGUUAAGGUAAUACACCUAUUUUUAGGUGUAGUUUUAAGCAUGUGUUUUCCACCUUAUGCAUGUGGCGUGCUUGUGUUGUUUUGUUUGAAGUUAAUUCCAUGUUUGUAAUUCCAAUGGCACUUGAUUGGCCUGUUAAUGUUGGGGCUUUUUAUUUUUAUUUUUUGCUUAUUAUCUUCUGUUUUUGUUUCAUGACUUCCUGCGGUAAUUAUUCGGCCGUGAUAGAUUAAUAGAUGUUACACGUUUUUGGGAAAUUCAUAGAGGUGGUUCUUUCAGUUCAAAUUUGUAAUUUGUUCUGUCAGAGAUUUUUGGGACCCAAAAGGUAUAGGGACUUGCAGCUACUUUACCGCUUCUAACCAAAGCAUGUGCGGUGGCCCAGAGAAAUCAAAAUCUCUUUCAACUUCAUCUUCAUCUUCAUCUGCAGUAGAAGGUUCAACUAACGGCAAAGACAUGAAAAAUCUAACUGUUCAUACUGAAGAUUCUUUUUCCUGCUUACUCGAGCUUGCUUCUAACAAUGAUUUUGAGGAUUUUAAGCUAGCUUUAGAUAGAGAUGCUUCUCUAAUAAAUGAAGUUGGCAUCUGGUAUGUCCGUCAAAUUGGGUCCAAACAAAUUGUUCUUGAGCACCGAACUCCUUUAAUGGUUGCUGCUACCUAUGGGAGUAUAGAUGUUCUAAAACUUGUACUCUCAUUUCCAGAGGCUGAUGUAAAUUUCUCCUGUGGGACAGAUAGAAGCACUGCCCUUCACUGUGCUGCAUCUGGGGGUUCUGUUAAUGCAGUUGAUGUUGUGAAAUUGCUCUUAUCAGCUGGUGCUGAUAUCCAUUGUGUGGAUGCUAAUGGGAACCGUCCUGUUGAUGUUAUUGUUGUUCCUCCUAAGCUUGAAGGUGUGAAAGCAACUCUUGAAGGUCUACUUUCAGAUAGUGCUUCUGAUGGGUCUGUCGGUGUCCACUCAAUUCCAGUUUCUAUUAUUUCAUCAAGUCCUGAAUCAGCUGCUCAUUUAUCACCUGAAAAUGGGUUGCCGUCCUCUCCUACAGUGUCAAAGUUUACUGAUACAUCUGUCUAUUCUAUUUCAGAGAAGAAAGAAUAUCCAAUUGACCCAUCACUUCCUGAUAUAAAGAACAGCAUUUAUGCAACAGAUGAGUUUCGCAUGUUUUCAUUUAAGGUGCGUCCUUGUUCCCGGGCAUACUCUCAUGAUUGGACUGAGUGUCCUUUUGUUCAUCCGGGAGAGAAUGCUCGUAGGAGAGACCCCAGAAAGUUCCAUUACAGUUGUGUGCCAUGCCCUGAUUUUAGAAAGGGGGCUUGUAGACGAGGGGAUAUGUGUGAAUAUGCUCAUGGAGUAUUUGAGUGCUGGCUGCACCCAGCCCAAUAUCGGACAAGGCUCUGCAAGGAUGGCACCAGUUGUAAUAGAAGGGUAUGUUUUUUUGCCCACACAACAGAAGAGCUGCGUCCAUUGUAUGUGUCCACUGGAUCUGCUGUUCCUUCGCCCCGAUCAUCAGCCUCUACUCCUAAUGUCAUGGAUAUGGCUGCUGCAAUGAGCAUGUUUCCUGGUUCGCCGUCAUCAAUUUCUUCAAUGUCCCAGUCUCCCUUUGCGCAGCCAAUGUCUCCAUCUACAAAUGGCAUUUCACACUCAUCUACUGCUUGGUCACAGCCAAAUGUUCCAGCUCUUCAUUUACCAGGAAGCAAUAUUCAUACUAGCCGAUUGAGAUCUUCUCUUAAUGCUCGUGACAUGACACCUGAAGACUUGGAUAUGUUGCGAGAUUUUGAUGGGCAGCAACACCUUUUGAAUGACCUGGGCUGUUUCUCACAGCCCCGUCCUGGUGCCAUUUCAGUGAGUCGAUCUGGCCGGUCUAAGACACUAACUCCAUCAAAUCUUGAUGAUCUAUUUUCUGCUGAAAUUUCUUCAUCUCCUAGGUAUUCUGACCCAGCAGCGGCUUCUGUAUUUUCUCCAACACACAAAUCAGCUAUUUUGAAUCAGUUUCAACAGCUUCAAAGUUCGUUAUCACCCAUAAAUACAAGUGUCUCCUCCCCUAGGAACGUUGAGCAUCCUCUAUUACAGGCUUCAUUUGGUGUCUCUUCUCCCGGAAGGAUGUCACCAAGAAGUAUGGAACCAAUCUCUCCGAUGGGCUCUCGAUUAUCAGCAUUUGCUCAGCGUGAGAAACAACAGCAACAGCUGCGAAGCCUUAGUUCAAGGGACCUUGGUGCCAACAAUCCUGUCUCAGCGGUUGGGUCCCCGGUAAACUCCUGGUCUAAUUGGGGAUCCCCUCAUGGGAACGGAAAAGUAGAUUGGUCUGUAAAUGGUAAUGGGCAUGGGCUUGGUCGAUUGCACAGAUCAUCCUCAUUUGAGCUUGGAAACAAUGGGGAGGAGCCUGAUCUAUCCUGGGUUCAGUCCCUUGUUAAGGAAUCUCCAUCUGAGAUGAAAGAGAAGAAGCUGGCAGGUUCUGGUCCUGUUGGAUCUGCUGAUGGUUUAAAUUCUAACCCUCAAGUCGAGUCUAUUGAUCAUUCUGUUCUAGGAGCCUGGCUUGAGCAAAUGCAGCUGGAUCAGCUUGUAGUCUAAUCAAAUUGACCCUUUCCAUCUUGUGAUAGGUAUUUAAUUUCACAACGUACAUAUUCUUUUGUCAUUUUUUUGGGUGGAGCAAGGAGAGGGAAUGUACUGAACUGAAGCAAGGAGGGUAUGGCUGCAAGGUUCCUGAAACAUAAUCUAUUUUUUUCCCAUAAUUUUCUCAUUCAUUAUUUUACUAAAUAGCUCCAGGGAUGGGGUUAAGAAGGCCUUUCUCUGGGCUUGAUGAUAUCCAACUUAGAGUAUUAUUGCAAAAAAAAUCUAGUUUCAGGAGUCUUUCCUUAAGUUUAUUCCAAGCCAAGGUGGAGGGUUUAUAUAAACAAAUUCAAUAGCAUUUGUAUUCAAGUUCGUUGUCUUGUAGGAAUCUAUCACUAUAUUGCUGGUGCAUGUAUAGAAGGCUAGAGUGUGUUUCCUAUUGAGGAAUUAGAGGUGAUCUGUGCCAUUGGAUAUUUAUUGCUGGCAGAUCCUAUAAUAUAAAGUGAAGGCUACUGUGUUCCUAUGUUGUAUAAGUCACACAUGUAUCAGUUAUUUUCAAAUUCAAUGUAAUGGUUAUUUUAUGGAUAUUAUCUAAAUA